Messenger RNA from Paramecium pentaurelia, 1114 nucleotides. Lineage: Eukaryota; Ciliophora; Oligohymenophorea; Peniculida; Parameciidae. The record is from the annotation of a GenBank genome assembly.
AUGAGAACAAGAAAUCAGAAUAAUUAAGACUGUGAUUUAGAUAUUUGUGGUAUUUCACGAUCCUAUUCAUAAACAAAGUUACCAAAUCAAAGUAAUAAUUCUAAAGAGAUGUCUUAAAAAAAUGAAAUGGUAUUUGUUAUUUAAACCUUAGAGUGAUAAAAAAAUAUAAUCAAUAAAAGACAAAGAUGAUCUAUAGGGUUCUAUAUCAUUGAAUGAUUUAAAUAUAUUAGGACUUAAAGAUUAUUAUUUAGUAUCUAAUGAUAAUCGUUUGGAAACUAAACCUAAAUUAAAUUAAGAAAACUUUGAAAGUCCAAGGUUUGAUUUACAAUAAAAUGAAUAUUUUAACAAUACAUUAGAUUAACUAGGUUUAAAGUUAAAUGAAGUAAUUGGCCAUUACCUAUGUGAACUUACAACUCAACCAAGAUUUUCAUUAGAUUCAAUAUCCUUGUAAAAUAGUGAAAAUUUAGAUGAAGAACAAUAACAAUAAAUUUUAGAUAAUGAAUUAAAUGCAAUCAGAUAACGUAUUUACAAAGUAAUACUUGUGACUAUUAUUCAAAGCAAAUUGUAGAUAAAAUAAAUCUAUCAGUAAUCUAAUCUGUAUAAUCAUUUGGUUCAUCAUGUUAAUUGAAUUCACAAUCUAAUAUUAUUUCUACAGCCUUUUCAAAAGAACUCAUAUCUAGUAAUAAUCAUAUCUCCUAAAUAUCAUAAAAAUCCUCAUCUCUUUCAUUUCUAGAUCUUCAUUCACAACUACAUCAAAGUAUACAUAAUAUCCAACCUAAAACAAACAAAAAAAAUGAAGAUUAACCUAUCACUCCUACUGAAGGUGAAACAUCUAAAGAUGAAUUGUACAAUAAACUUAAAAUUUCAUUAACCUUAAAUUAUUAACAAUAGUAAUUUAAUCAUUAACUUAAAGAAGAAUUGUCAAAAUUUGAAGUAUUUAUUUUUAAUUAUCUUAAAGAAAAAGAAUUAAAUGUAAGAACAUAUUGAAGAUGGAGACAAUAAUAAUAAUAUAUUCAUUGAAAAUCAAAGAUUAAAAGAAGAAAAUGCAAAAAUGAUUGAAUUCAUCUAAAACAAAAUUUGUGAUUAAUGCAAAACAAUUCCUAAGAAUUUUUGA